Messenger RNA from Pseudophryne corroboree (corroboree frog), 1435 nucleotides. RefSeq names its product stromal cell derived factor 2 like 1 (gene SDF2L1). The record is from RefSeq and is a predicted model, not a curated record. Lineage: Eukaryota; Metazoa; Chordata; Amphibia; Anura; Myobatrachidae. The coding region runs from base 150 to 797 and encodes 215 amino acids. The transcript has 3 exons.
CCGCCCUCUGCUGGGCGGAGCGCAAAAUACGCUGUUUCCAACGUUAAUCUGUCACGCCCCCUCCCGCUGGCGGCCGCUGAUUGGUCCCCGGACAUGCUGCAGGAAGCUGUAGCAGAGGAGCCGGGCUGAGCGGAGACCGGGGGAAAGCGAUGCUGCGGCUGCGUUACCUGCUGCUCUUGCUCGGCCUUUGCUACUUCUGGUGCCCGGGAGAGGGGAGCGAGGAGGCGGAGUACGUGACGUGCGGCUCCGUGCUGAAGCUGGUGAACACUCGGCAUAAUGUCCGGCUGCACUCACACGAUGUGAAGUACGGCUCAGGAAGUGGCCAGCAGUCUGUCACAGGUGUGGAGACAUCAGAUGAUGCAAACAGCUAUUGGAGGAUAAGGGGCAAAACAAGUGCUGACUGCCCACGUGGAGAACCCAUAAAGUGUGGCCAAGCAAUCCGCCUUACCCAUGUGAACACUGGAAAGAACCUUCACACACACCACUUCUCAUCACCUCUUUCAAACAACCAGGAAGUAAGUGCCUUUGGGGAUGAUGGUGAAGGAGAUGACCUGGACAUGUGGAUAGUGCAGUGUGGUGACACACUGUGGGAGCGCGAAGAGGCCGUGCGCUUCAAACAUGUUGGAACCAAUGUUUUCCUGACUAUUACGGGUGAACAAUACAGCCACCCAAUCAGAGGGCAGAGAGAAGUUCAUGGCAUAACCAGCCCAACGGCUCACAAUUACUGGAAAGUGAUGGAAGGAGUGUUCAUCAAACCAAGCCUCCCUCCUGGUUCAGCCAGACACGAUGAACUGUGAGAGAACCUAGGACUAUUUGUCAAAAAAGGAGGACCCUAUGCAUCACUGCAUUCUGCUCCAAUGAUAAAAAAAAAAUCUGGUUUUCAUACUAUAGACCAGUGCAAUUGACUGUCUUGUUACAUUGUAAGAAGUUUUCAACAAAUUAAGGGAAAUGUUUUGCUGCACAUCCAAAUAAAAAAAAAAAACUACUUGUUCCAUUCAAUAAGAAAAUAUAAUAAAUUUAUUGCACUUAUUAAUUUAAGAUGAAUGUAUUGUUAGAACUCUUUUGGUGUGAUAUCAGCAGAGCAGAAUUGUUCAAUAUAAUUGUGGUUCUUUUGAGAGGGGGUGCUAAGGGAAUUUGGGGAUCCGUUGUGACGGUUUAUUUGUAUGCAAUGAUUAAGCACUGGCAGAUAUCAGCUUAGUGGGGUUUCUCUUAGAAAUAUUUAAGUUUGAAGGUUUUGACUUUUUGCUACAACUCUAUAUGGAUUUAUUCAACCUUUCUAUUGCAUCGGGCAGUUGCUGUGCCAUCGGCAAGAAAGCGCGGCAUGUAGAGUAAAAGUGCUAUAUCUUCAAUAUGAUUGAGGGAUUGUUUAACUGUUAGACUGUAUACGCUGACUGGUGUGUUUUGUAAUAAAUACAAAUAAGACUCCAUUUACUUA